Molecule: messenger RNA, 1506 nt
Organism: Limulus polyphemus (Atlantic horseshoe crab)
Lineage: Eukaryota; Metazoa; Arthropoda; Merostomata; Xiphosura; Limulidae
Exons: 3
Coding region: 368-1204 (278 amino acids)
Source: RefSeq, a predicted model, not a curated record
UGUCUUAAUAGACUAAAAUAUGUUUAUUCACUUGACGUAUAAACUAAUGAUGUACCGUUAUUCUGUAUUUACAUGUAUUAGUAGACUAAAAUAUGUUUAUUCACUUGACAUAUAAACUAAUAAUGUACCGUUUAUUCUGUGUUUAGAUGUAUUAGUUAUAGACUCUUUAAGUAAGGAUUGGUAUUUAUAGAGCGAAUGGUUUAAAAAAGUAAAAUUAGAUGUGGGGGUAUUUUUUAUGACUUACUUCAUUUUGUUUGAAUAGCCUAAACCCCCACAUUUCCUCUUUCAUGAAUCCAUUAUUCCUUAAGGAAUAUGUUAAGUUGCCUCACUUGGCAGAGCGUUAACCACAAAAAUAUAUGUUCUCGGCAUGACAUUAUUCACAAAAUCAGAUAUUAUUGGCAGAAUAUUAUCCACAAAACUAAGUGUUCUUGGCAUGACAUUAUCCAAAAAAUCAGAUGUUAUUAGCAGAAUAUUAUCCACAAAACUAAGUGUUCUUGGCAUGACAUUAUCCACAAAAUCAGAUGUUAUUGGCAGAAUAUUAUCCACAAAACUAAGUGUUCUUGGCAUGACAUUAUCCAUAAAAUCCGGACUUCUUGGCACAACACCUGGUAUUCUUAGCAGAAUAUUAUCCACAAAACUAGGUGUUCUUGGUAUGACAUUAUCCACAAAAUCUGAUAUUCUUAGCAGAACAUUAUCCACAACACCUGGUAUUCUCAACACAACAUUAUCCACAACACCUUGUAUUCUGUGCACAACGUUAUCCACAACACCUGGUAUUCUUGGCAGAACAUUAUCCACAACACCUGGUAUUCUUGGCAGAACGUUAUCCACAACACCUGAUAUUCUUAACACAACAUUAUCCACAACACCUGGUAUUCUUGGCAGAACAUUGUCCACAACACCUGGUAUUCUUGGCAGAACAUUAUCCACAACACCUGGUAUUCUUGGCAGAACAUUGUCCACAAAACCAGGUGUUCUUGGCAUGACAUUAUCCACAACACCUGGUAUUCUUGGCAGAACAUUAUACACAAAACCAGGUGUUCUUGGCAUGACAUUAUACACAACACCUGGUGUUCUUGGCAUGACAUUAUCCACAACACCUGGUAUUCUUGGCAGAACAUUAUCCACAAAACCAGGUGUUCUUGACAUGACAUUAUCCACAACACCUGGUAUUCAUAUGCACCGUUCAAAAUCCUUUUAUUAAAAUCUCCUUAGACUUAGCGUUACAAUUGGCCUGUAACAUCUUAAUUAAAGGAAAAGGAAAACAAAAAGAGAGCUUGUUAGAAUAUAAAUACGUAUAUGAGAGUAUUUUAGGUAUCUUAAUAAUUAUCUUCAUAAAACAUAUAUAGAAAAUAUUAGUUUCUGAGAUGAAGCUCGAGGACUAUGAAUAAAUAUCAAGCUAUGAUAAAUAAACACACGAAUAAACUUUCUAUUUAACACUAGGUGGCAGCCUCCAAACAUAUAUCAAUGAUGUGAGGCCUGACAUGGUAUGGUGGUUAGGGCACU